Molecule: messenger RNA, 3908 nt
Organism: Penicillium brasilianum
Lineage: Eukaryota; Fungi; Ascomycota; Eurotiomycetes; Eurotiales; Aspergillaceae
Source: the annotation of a GenBank genome assembly
ACUCGCAAGUGCUUUUCCAAAAGUAUGCACGCGAAUAAACAUUCGAUCCUGGACGCCGAGGUGCUGCACCACACCAGCACCUCGUGGUCCGAAAACCCCAGUUGCGUGUGCCUCGUCAACAAUGAAAUAACCAUUGUUACAUGGCAGUAGCUCAUCCACCACUUGGAUAAAUUCCUUGAUCGGAGCCACGUCACCAUCCAUGCUGUAAAGCGACUCCACGACAAUGAAGACAUUUCGAGCGCCGUUCUUAAUAGUAGCGUCUUUCUUAAUCUCAGCAGCCAAAACAUCUUUUAGUGCAGCUGGCGAGCUAUGUGCAAACAUCUUCCUCGCCGCUGCUCGGGAGAGCCGCAUGCCUUCGCGGGCACUUGCAUGGACCAGCUCAUCGUACAGAAUGAGAUCCCCCGGCUGAGGAAUACUGGACAUAACUCCUACAUUGGCAUCGUAACCGGAAUUGAAAAGAAGUGCCGUCGGAGCGUCGUGAAAGUCGGCCACGAAGCGCUCCAGAUCCUCAGCGUAGGCGGAGUUUCCAUCUAGUAGACGCGACCCGCCGCUAGCAAAAGGAAAUGACUCUGGAGUCCCAUUCAGAUGAGCCAAGUAGCGCUUUCUGAAGGCUGGUGACGUUGACAGGGAGAGAAAGUCAUUGGAAGAGAAAUCAACCGCUGUCCGAGGCAAAACUGUGAGUCUCCGGCGGGCCGAUUUCGCUUCCCGGUUGACCAGAGCCCUUGUCAGGGUGUCGACCAGAGUCUUGGGCUUUGGUGAUGACGCGCCUGUCACCGUGCACGAUCGGGAAGUCAUUGGGAGGCUGGGGGGGUAGGAAAAUGGCUUUCCGGUUGGCUUCAACGGUUGCCGGAAACAAAUUGCGUUAAUAGGCAAUCAUGCAGGAUCGGUUAGGCACGGGUGUUCCUGUUAAAGAUAAGGCACGAUCAAUGAUCCGCACUUGAAGGGCUCUUAGUGUCCGAGCGGACCACGGACGAAUCCGGGGCUGAGGACCGAGAACACGUCAGGGUAGGAGCAGCACGUCGAGGUCGGGUUAUUUGCAAUGGUCGGAAUAAUUCAGCUUCUUUAGUGCUUUGAAAGAUGAAUUGACGUCAAAUCUGACAUAUCUUGAGUCAUUCUGCACCUGUGUUGGGGCGCUCAACUCUUUUUCAACGGGAAAUUCAACCUCGGUGAAGUUCGGUGAAGGGAGAAGUGAAGAAGGUGGAGUCGCCUGUAGACGCGGUGAUUCGCCAAUUGACCUCAAACUUUCCGGGUAACAACCCAAACCCGCGCCUGGACUUGCCUAGGACCCGCGCGGCAUCCGCGGGGGAUCGCUUAACAGUUAUCUUGGACCUUGGGACUUGGACUCAUUGCGCUUGACUCUCCUGCAACUGAAUCAUGGCUCCUGUCGGUGCUGGUCUUUGGCGCACAUUGCGUGCGCACCAGGUCUACGGUGCCAAUACCGACGUUGGCAAGACGAUCGUGUCGACGGUGCUGUGCAAUGCUGUCCAAAGACAGAAACAGAGGGCUGCAUUCCUGAAACCCGUUUCGACAGGGUCGCUGGAAGAAGCUGAUGAUCAGCAUCUCAAGCGGUACGGGGCUGGAACUUUGACCAAGUGCCUCUACCAAUUUGAUGAACCACUUAGUCCGCAUAUCGCGGCCAGGAACAAGACCGUAAGUGAGCAUCGAUACAUGGUAGAUAUCAAGCUGAUUGGAGAGAAGAUUCCUCAAAAUGACGAUCUCCUUGCAUCUAUUCAUAAGACCUUGUCUGACUGGGCCCGGACGGACAUUGACUUCGCCCUGGUCGAGACUGCGGGAGGGGUGCACUCACCAGGCCCCAAUGGAGAUUCCCAAGCAGAUCUCUAUCGACCAUUGCGACUGCCGAUUGUUCUGGUUGCCGACUCGCGCCUAGGAGGCAUUUCGUCUUCUGUUUCCGCAUACGAGUCCCUGCUGCUCCGAGGAUACGACGUGCAGUCAGUAUUAUUAUUCCGCGACGAUUAUUAUCAAAACCAUGAGUACCUUGGCGAGUUCUUCCGCAACAAGAGCAUUCCCCUGGUUCCAUUGCCAGCCCCGCCUGCAAAACCAACUCAGACCGAUGCCCGCUCACUGGAAAAGGACGAGGAAGCUAUGUCUUCGUAUUACCAAAGAGUCUCGCAAGAGUCAGAUAUCAUGCGUCUGAUUGAAGAAAUGAACGUCAAGAACACCAAGCGAAUUGAACGCUUGGAAGAAAUGGCCAGCCGUGCUCAAGACCUGAUCUGGUACCCCUUUACCCAGCACCACGGCAUGCGCCCCAAGGACAUUACCGUGAUUGACUCUGCGCAUGAUGAUUAUUUCCAAACAUUUGGCACCGGUCGCUCAGAGAACCCGGACAGUGAGCUUCGUCCCACUUUUGAUGGCUCGGCUUCUUGGUGGACUCAAGGACUGGGCCAUGGCAACCCUGACCUGUCUUUGUCCGCGGCCUAUGCCGCAGGUCGGUACGGUCAUGUUAUGUUUGCAGGCGCAGUGCAUGAGCCAGCGCUUGCGCUCGCAGAUAAUUUAUUAAAGACACUCGAUAAUCCACGUUUUGCCAAGGUCUUCUAUACGGACAAUGGCAGCACCGGUAUGGAGGUCGCUUUGAAAAUGGGUCUUCGUGUUGCUUGCGAUCGCUAUGGCUGGGAUGCGAGCAAAGAGCAGGUUAGCAUCCUGGGACUCAAGGGCAGCUACCAUGGAGACACGAUCGGUGUGAUGGAUUGUUCUGAGCCAUCAACCUACAACAAGAAGGUGGAGUGGUACCGUGGCCGUGGUCACUGGUUUGACUUCCCCCUCGUCAAGAUGGUGGAUGGACAUUGGAAGGUCGACGUUCCCGCUGAGCUAAAGGCUGAACUUGGUUCUGAUGCUGAAUUCGACUCACUUGGUUCGGUGUUUGACCUUAAGACACGUUUGAACUCUGAGACGUGUCAGGGCUACAAGGAUUAUAUUCGUCGGACCAUCGAAGAUCUUGUCCAGCGCCAUGGGAUGAAGUUCGGUGCUCUCAUUCUAGAGCCUGUCAUUCUGGGUGCAGGAGGCAUGCUUUUCUGCGAUCCUCUCUUCCAACGAUGCUUGACUGAUGUCGUUCGCGACCACCCGGAAUUAUUCUCCCCCAAUGCCCCCUCGCCUAAGGAUGCGUCAUCUUGGUCAGGCUUGCCAGUCAUUUUUGACGAGGUCUUUACUGGUCUCUACCGACUAGGACGCCCAACUUCGGCAUCUUUCCUCGAUGUGCACCCAGAUAUUGCCGUGAAUGCAAAGCUUCUCACCGGCGGUCUGAUUCCCCUGUGCACGACGGUUGCAAGCCAAGAAAUCUUCGAUACUUUCUCGAGCCCCGAGAAGAGCGAUGCCCUCCUUCACGGUCAUAGUUAUACUGCCCAUGCAGUGGGAUGUACUGUUGCCGUCGACUCCUUGAAAACCAUGUCCAACAUGGACAGCAACGGCUCGUGGGAUACUUUCAAGAGUGAUUGGAGCCACAAGACCGCAGCCCCCACAGAUGCGUCUGUCCCGGAUGUAUGGAGUGUGUGGUCCCAGGGUCUCCUGCAAGACCUUUCCCGCGCUGAGUCUGUCGAGAGUGUCUUUGCAAUUGGUACUGUUCUCAGCAUCUCGUUGCGUGAUGCCCAGGGUGGAGGUUACACGUCCACCGCUGCCAAGGGUUUGCAACAACAACUUGCUAUUGGAGGCGACCAUUUCAAUGUUCACUCUCGGGUCUUGGGUAAUGUACUCUACUUGAUGUCUAGUGUUACGUCCAAGCCCGAGUCGCUGCAGGAGCUGGAGAACUUACUGCGGUCGUCGCUUAUCUGAGACAUUACCUAAGUGGGCCACAUCAGCCACCGCAGUUGGUAACAUCAACAUCACCGACGGAACGGGGUCUGCUCUCGGGAUUUGUCUUGCCUACUCGCCCAGGGGUGUGUGUCAGCAUGGACAUC